Messenger RNA from Saccharomyces kudriavzevii IFO 1802, 1908 nucleotides. It is a transcript of the gene FUI1, whose product is annotated as uridine permease. The record is from RefSeq and is a predicted model, not a curated record. Gene Ontology annotation, cellular component: plasma membrane. Lineage: Eukaryota; Fungi; Ascomycota; Saccharomycetes; Saccharomycetales; Saccharomycetaceae. Gene Ontology annotation, biological process: nucleobase transport; transmembrane transport. Gene Ontology annotation, molecular function: nucleobase transmembrane transporter activity. The coding region runs from base 1 to 1908 and encodes 635 amino acids. The transcript has a single exon.
AUGCCGCCAUCGGAUUCUCAAUUUGACAUCUCAUCGAGGACAAUGAAGGAUGGCACUUUGCUCACAGAGGACGACGAGCGAGUCAGCAAAGAAUUGAAAUUGGACGAUACGGUCAAGACCGACGCUAACAUUGUCGAAAAGAGGGACACCGAUUCGGAAAACAGCACUACCAUUGCCCAUGAUGGCAAAAAGGCCUCCUGGUUUCAAAAAACCAUCGAGUUUUUGGAAGUCAAGCAGGACUCUACCGACGCGGCCGAAUAUAAGCCCGAAAAGCCCAUCAAGACACUUAAGGAUCUGCGGGAAUCGCUAGUAUCCACGUACUUGUACAACACGGACCUACGGCCCGUGGAAGCCAAGAGAAGAACAUGGACGUGGAAGCAGUACAUUUUCUUUUGGAUUUCUGGGUCCUUCAACGUCAACACAUGGCAAAUCUCAGCCACAGGCCUGCAAUUGGGGCUUAAUUGGUGGCAGACUUGGAUUUGUAUUUGGGUCGGAUACGCAUUCGUUGCAUUUUUCCUGAUUCUGGGCUCCAAAGUGGGGAACAAUUACCACAUCUCAUUCCCCAUCUCGUCGAGGGUUUCUUUCGGCAUCUAUUUCUCCAUCUGGAUUGUCAUCAACCGUGUUGUCAUGGCGUGUGUCUGGAAUUCGACGUUGGCUUACAUUGGUAGUCAAUGUGUUCAAUUGAUGCUAAAGGCCAUCUUCGGUACCAACUUGAAUGCUAGAAUGAAGGACACCAUAAAAAACCCUAAUCUAACAAAUUUCGAGUUCAUGUGUUUCAUGGUCUUCUGGGUCGUGUGUUUGCCCUUCUUAUGGUUCCCACCUGACAAAUUACGCCACAUAUUCGCGUUAAAAUCCGCCAUUACUCCAUUUGCGGCAUUCGGAUUUUUAAUUUGGACCCUAUGCAAGGCCAAAGGUCAUUUGGCGUUAGGCUCAUUGAACGACAAUGGUGGCGCUAUCAGCAAGACUGUCCUGGCAUGGUCUGUGAUCAGAGCCAUUAUGAGUGCCCUAGAUAAUUUCUCCACUUUGAUUUUAAACGCUCCUGACUUCACUAGAUUCGGCAAGACUUACAAAUCUUCUGUUUAUUCGCAAUUAAUAGCUCUGCCCGUCUGUUAUGCCAUUAUUUCUUUAAUUGGUAUUUUGUCUGUCUCGGCAGCUUACACAUUAUACGGGGUUAACUAUUGGAGCCCUCUAGACAUCUUGAACAGAUACUUGGACAAUUAUACUUCGGGAAACAGAGCCGGUGUGUUUCUAAUCUCGUUCAUUUUUGCGUUUGAUCAACUGGGCGCUAAUCUAUCGGGCAACUCCAUCCCUGCAGGUACCGACUUGACUGCACUCCUACCAAAAUUCAUCAAUAUUAGACGUGGCUCUUAUAUUUGUGCUCUAAUAUCGCUGGCUAUUUGUCCCUGGGAUUUAUUGUCAUCAUCAUCAAAGUUUACCACGGCGUUGGCAGCAUACGCAGUUUUCUUGAGUGCCAUUGCAGGUGUCAUUUCCGCCGAUUACUUUAUUAUCAGAAAGGGUUAUGUCAAUAUUUUCCAUUGCUACACCAACAAGCAAGGCUCUUACUACAUGUACAAUAGAUACGGUACCAACUGGAGGGCAGUGGUGGCAUACAUACUUGGCAUUGCUCCCAACUUUGCAGGGUUUUUAGGUUCACUGGGAGUUCCCGUGCCAAUUGGCGCCAUGAGAGUUUACUAUUUGAACUAUUUCGUCGGUUAUCUUGUUGCUGCAUUGAGUUACUGUAUCCUAGUUUACUUUUACCCGAUCAAAGGUAUUCCAGGCGGUACUAAGAUAACAGACCGCAAAUGGCUCGAAGAAUGGGUCGAAGUCGAAGAAUUCGCAACCGAAAGGGAAGCGUUUGAAGAAUACGGUAGUGUUUCAACCGGCUAUGAAAAGAUACGAUACGUUUAA